This is a messenger RNA of Anisakis simplex (herring worm), 864 nucleotides long. Lineage: Eukaryota; Metazoa; Nematoda; Chromadorea; Rhabditida; Anisakidae. The record is from the annotation of a GenBank genome assembly.
AUGACACCAAAGGCAGUCGAUGAAACAUCGUCGAAUAAGGAAGCUGAACAGAGACGAACGCCUUCCAGAGAAGCUUCAGAGGGUGUCGGCCCAUGGCCUGCAGCAUCCACAAUCACAUUGCAAAAUCAGAACGACUUCGAAACAUUUCCUGAAUUCCCACAACAAAACAUUGAUGCUGAAGUGAUGAGCAGUGCAACAAUGGAUGAUACAAUGUCGAUAACGACGAAUGCGUCUGACGAUGAUCAGCAAUUUGUUGUGUUCGAAACGCCUGAUGAUGACGUCUUUAAUAAUGCGACUGAUGUUGUUGUCGGUGAAGAAGCAACAGAAAUUGAUGAAUGUUUAAAAAGUGAGCAGCAACAUCAGGCGAUCCUCUCAAAACGCGUGAAUGUAUUGAGUGUUUUGCUUGAUAAUGUGAAUAUGACAAUUUUAUCGGUUAACAAGUCAACUAGUGUUGAAGGUUAUUCAUCAAAAGUGGAUUUAAAUGAAAGGAUGGAUCAAACAUGUGGCGAAGUGUUCAGUUGGAUAAACGCACAAACCAAUGCACAACAUUCGUCUGAAAUCACCCAUGCGAAUGGCUCUUACCAAAUGGCACAAGUGAAAUUUCGUUUUAUUUCAGAGGCGAAUAACGGCACACCUUCAUUGAAUGCUCAAGUACAAGGAGUGAACAUAAAAUUGAACGAGGAAAUCGUCUCACAUUUAUCGCCCUUCUUGUUCGAUGAGGAUAAAAUUGAAACGCCGUUGAACAUGAAAAUUAACGUGUCAGAAACGAAUAUUUUCAUUAAGGAUGCGAAAACUGCUUAUCCACUUCGAAUUAAACUGAACGAUUGUGUGAUUGAACAGGGCGAUGAAGAGAGUUGCUGUUGA